Messenger RNA from Rhododendron vialii, 2195 nucleotides. Its product is annotated as WEB family protein At1g12150-like. Bases 317 to 2149 code for a protein of 610 amino acids. NCBI's taxonomy places the organism in Eukaryota, Viridiplantae, Streptophyta, Magnoliopsida, Ericales, Ericaceae. The transcript is spliced from 3 exons. The record is from RefSeq and is a predicted model, not a curated record.
UUCGCACCAUGUCACAAGAUGCAUAUUCAAAUGUGUCCGCAACCAUUCCAUACACAUGAGCCCCACACCAUAUGCGGGUUGCCUAUACACAAAAACGGUUCCGGACACAUCCAUAUUCUAAUCUGAGCAUUCGUGUUUCGAUUAUUUUCCUAUUGUAGCUGCAUGCUAAUUUAAUUCAAGAUUUUCUCAAUUGACAUUUUUAGAACCCUUUUUUCCCCCCUCUUCCUGUGUCUUUUGCUUGAUUCUUCUGCGCGACAUAUAAUCACGGGCAAUCAUCUAAAGAAGAACACCUUCCAUUGAGGUGUAGGAGGAAAUCAUGUUUAGUUUCAGCAUAAGAACGCGGCAGAAUGUGACGGGUUCUUCGCCAAGAGCUGCUGCAGGUUCUCCAAGAACCACAGGGUCUCCAAGCAGCAUAGGAGGAGGAUCUCCUAGAACAGAGGUGGUGGGUGAGAUCGAUACCCGAGCACCGUUCCAAUCUGUCAAGGCGGCUGUAAGCUUAUUUGGUGAAGUCUCCUCCCCAAAGGCCAGACCUGUCCUUAAGAAGCCUAAAACUGCCGAGGAGAGGGUACUAGAGAAAGAAACACAGCUUCACUUGGCCCAUAAAGAACUGGAAAAGUUCAAAGAACAGCUCAAAAGUGCAGAAACUACAAAAUCCCAAGCAGCUCGGGAACUCGGAAAGGCCAACAGAACCCUACAAGAACUAACAUGCAAGCUUGAAACGGCGAGUGAAUCCAAGCAAGCAGCGAUUGCAGCAACAGAAGCUGCAAAGAAUAGAGCAAAAGAACUCGAAGAAGCCAAAUCCAGCAUAAAAGACGUGCAACUUGACAGUGCUUCUUGGAAACAGGCCGUGGAUAGCGAAAGAGAACAGUAUAAGGCCUCUGCCGCUGAACUUAUAGGUGCAAAACAAGAGCUUACAAGCAUUCGACAGGAUUUUGAUGCGGCUCUGGAUAUAAAACUAUCAGCAUUCCAAGAGGCAGCAGAUGCCCAACAUGCAACAAAGGUUAACAGAGAGCGGUUAAAUGAGCUGUCAAAGGAAAUCGCAACGAUGAGUGAAACGCUUAGUCAGGUCAAGAUCGCCAUUGUUCAUGGACAAGAUGAGCAAGCUAAGAAUGCGGCAGAUAAAGAAGCCCGUCUGCAAUUCCUUAGAACGGCCAAGGAAGAAGCGGAAAAGAAAAUCCUAAUGCUGAAGGAAGAAGAAUCUAAAUUGAAACUGUCUGGAAAUCUUGAGGAGAAGCUUGAAGAAACAACAGAAGCAAUCGCAGUCAUACAAGAACAGUUGAAAAAUGUGCGCGAGUCAGAUCUGCUAUCUCUGAAAACAGUCACUUUGGAGCUUGAGGAUGCUAAAAAUGCAUUGGAACAAGUUUUAAAAGAAAAAAGCUUGCUCUGUACCUCAGUAAAUUCGUUGCAGCUGGAUCUGGAUGAGGUGAAGAAGGAUUGCAGUGAGUGGAAGGAGAAGGAAGCAAAAUCAGAAUCGGUCUCUGAGAACCUAAGAGUCGAACUGGAAAGAAUCAAAGAGGAGCUUGAAGCAGCUCUUGCAGGAGAAAUCAAACAAGAAGAGGCUUCUAACGAUAUGCAAUCAACUCUACAACAGUUAUCGUCAGAAACCGAUCAUGCAAGACGAGAAUCAGAAGAGCUAAGGAGAAGUAUUGAAGAUCUGAAGCGAGAGGCUGAAACCAAACGAAAUUUGGAAAGGGAAACAGAGGAGAAGCUACAAGCUGCAUUAAAAGAGGCUGAAGAAGCAAAAGUAGCUGCAAAGGUUGUCAACGAUCAGAUUCACCUCACGCCUUUGUGUACUGAUUCUAAGAAUUCAGAGUCUAAGGACAAGAUCAAGCUCUCAGCUGAGGAAUUUGAGUCUUUGAGGAAAAAAGUGGAGGAAUUUGAAAAGUUAGGUCAAAUGAAAGUUGCAGAUGCCAUGGCUGAGGUGGAAGCCAUAAAGGUGAGGGAAAGUGAGGCAGCAAAGAGGUUGGAAGAGGAUUUGAAGGAGAUAGAGGAUAUGAAGACUGAAACCGAGGAUGCUUUGAAGAAAGCAGAGAUGGCCGAGGCAGCCAAACAAGUGGUGGAGGGAGAACUGCAGAAGUGGCGCCAACAAGAAGAUAAAAAGGUAGCGCCAGAGACUUCCUCUAAUCGGGAAGAGAUGGAGUAUAUUUAGGUUUCCAAAGCAAUACUAAUUCUACACAUUUGAAUGGUAUCCAAAA